Molecule: messenger RNA, 632 nt
Organism: Rhodamnia argentea
Lineage: Eukaryota; Viridiplantae; Streptophyta; Magnoliopsida; Myrtales; Myrtaceae
Product: glutaredoxin-C10-like
Exons: 1
Coding region: 73-498 (141 amino acids)
Source: RefSeq, a predicted model, not a curated record
CUCCACCUCCUGCCUCCGUCCGCCGGCUGCGACCGUUGACAUCCCUCUCGCGCCCUCCCCCGCCCUCCCCCGAUGCAAGGCGUCCAGCGCCGCCGCUGCUCGAACGACGCCGUGGGGCUCGACCUGUCCACCGCCACGGCCACCACGUCCUCCUCCGCCGCCACGGCCUCCCUGUCGAUCGACGAGGCGGAGCCGGCGGAGGCCCGGAUCCAGCGGCUGAUAUCGGAGCACCCCGUGAUCAUCUUCAGCCGGUCGUCCUGCUGCAUGUGCCACGUCAUGAAGAAGCUCCUCGGCACCAUCGGCGUCCACCCCACCGUCAUCGAGCUCGACGACGACGAGAUCCGGUCCCUCGGCGACGGCGCCUCCACCCCCUCCGCCUUCAUCGGCGGCUCCCCCGUCGGCGGCCUCGACUCCCUCUUCGCCCUCCACCUCUCCGGCCGCCUCAUCCCCAUGCUCGUCGCCGUCGGCGCCCUCUACAACCACCCCAUCCCCUCCUGAACUGACCAGUUCUUCACCCAUCAAGUAGCUAAUCUAUCUCCCUAAGCUCAUCAUUAUCGUCAUCACCUUUCUCUUUGAUUUCCAUCUCUUCUUGUACUGUAAUUGCACACCCAAAAAAAAAAAAUUACCCGCAA